Molecule: messenger RNA, 1471 nt
Organism: Dendronephthya gigantea
Lineage: Eukaryota; Metazoa; Cnidaria; Anthozoa; Malacalcyonacea; Nephtheidae
Product: DNA damage-regulated autophagy modulator protein 2-like
Exons: 2
Coding region: 413-1183 (256 amino acids)
Source: RefSeq, a predicted model, not a curated record
AUUUGUAUUUUCAUUUUGACAUUUCUUCACUACUUCAGAAGAAUUCAGAAGUGACUUCAGAAGUGACGUCAUGUCAUUACGAGAGAUGGCUUCUCCGUAACAGACAUUGAAUAGUACGGUUGUAGUACGUGCUAGAAUAAACAGCUUACCAAAGGCCGAUUCCACUGUCGUAUUUCUAUAGUGAUGAGUGCGCUGUUAAAGUGUUACUCUGCACUCUCGAAAAUUCUUAGCAGGAGAAAAUGGUCUGAAUGGAUAUCAUACAACGUCCCAUCCAGUUAAUUUGAGAUCAGACCAAUUGUUUUACUAAUAUUAUGUCAUGCAGUCGGGUGUUGUCAUGUGAUUCAUUGCUAAAUUCGAAAGUGUAUACUAAUUGUCUAACUCAAAUAUUCCUUCGUCCUCACAUUUGAAUAAGAUGAGCGGGAGAUGUCCUUGCGGUGCGAACUAUCUCCCAGUUUUAUUUGCUAGUAUUCUGUUUAUAUCGAUAAUUACGUCGUUCGUUAUAGCUGUUGCGCGAAGUGACAUAACACCAUGGUUUCCUGCUAUCAGUGACACAGCAACAAAAACUCCUGAGAGUAAUGUAUUCUCACAGUUGGUUAACAUUGCAACAUUUAUUGGUUUGAUAUUGAUUUAUGUUCGUUAUCUGCAAGUAAAACGAGAUGUUCAAUUGCUGGAAGGAGGUCAAAAUCCAGUUAUUUUGAAUCGAUACAGUUUACCUAUAGGAUUGAUUGCCAUACUGGGAUGCAGCUUUGUAGCAAACUUUCCGGAGUGCCAGGUUCCAAUUGUUCACAUCAUUGGUGCCAUGGUGCUAUUCAUAUUUGGAAAUAUAUAUGUGUGGGUUCAAGUGGUUGUAUCAUUCCAUAUGAAAAGAUUUGGAAUCAUAAGUCAAUGCAUCUUUAACACAAGACUUAUUUUGGCUAUACUUUCAACAAUAAGCUUUUUUUUAACUUUAUUUAUUGUACAUGCUGCCACCAAGAAGACUGGAAGUAAUUUACAUUGGCAUUCCAGUGAUCCAGGGUUCAAGGAACAUAUUGUUGGUAAUGUAUUUGAGUGGGUGAUGGUAUUUUGUUUCCUGUUGGUUUUUCUUACAUUUACACGAGAACUACAACAAAACCAAAUACAGGUUCGUCUUGUGGAUUAUGAAGCCAGUUAUGAUCCCAUCCCAGUACAACCAGAAAAUAUAUAAGUUAUAGCAAAUUGGUCUUCUUUGAUUACCAUAUAUAGAAUGCUUCCAACCAAUUAUCAUAGGCUAAAGCUGCUAUUGUAAGAAUACACUAUACUUUAAUGUAAUAAAUCAUGUGAUGCUUAAUAUUUGUAAAUGUAAUGAUAGAAGAAUAUCUUGUAGACAAUAUCAAUGUAAAAGAACACAAUUAACCUUGUGAAGAUUCAGCUAUACAUGAUGAUCCUAUAACUAGUCAGCACAUAAGCAGAUGUUGUGCAUUGAUUGUUUUUGAUACAAUAAAAAAGUAGUAUA